Molecule: messenger RNA, 870 nt
Organism: Westerdykella ornata
Lineage: Eukaryota; Fungi; Ascomycota; Dothideomycetes; Pleosporales; Sporormiaceae
Exons: 3
Coding region: 1-870 (289 amino acids)
Source: RefSeq, a predicted model, not a curated record
AUGGCUAAUUGGUUUGGAGACCUGCAGUUGGCCUACAAGUACUGUGUCGUCUUUGGAGCACUACUCCUCUUGACCAUCUUGGCUGGCUGCAUCAAACUGCUUUAUGACAGGAGAAGGCUGAAGAAGCACUCCAAGGAACAGGAGAAUAUCGAGGCUGGUCGCAAAGAUGAUCAAAUGGAGCUGAACCAACGCGAGAAGGACGAAGGCGACCUUUUUGGUAUUCGAGCCAUUGAAGCUGGUUUCUACGCCGGUAUCCCGCAGUCGCGUCCGACGUCGAGAGCCGGGUCAUUCGCCGAGAGCCAGAACCGAAGCACCAGCACCUUAAUCGGCGGCGCGUCCCUGGCUCUCAAGGAGCAGACGCAUUCCAUGUCGAGCAGUGUCACGACGCUUCCGCUGGCUCACACCGCUGGCAACCGCGACUCCUCAAACUCGCCCCCACGCAGAAAGUCGCCUCCUACCAUCAGGCUCGCGCCCUCUGAGGCCGAGCUGAGUGGGCGUAUCAACCACAGCGCCGCUGUGAACAUGAACUUGAACGUCCCUCCGUCACCGGUUUUCGGCCAUGGUUCUCAAUCUCCUACAUUCGGUGGCUCAGAUAGCGGCGACAGCGAUGGCCAAACUUCCCCUCGAUCGCCAAACUUCCGUCCUGAUCACUAUUCGCCUCAUGCUCCUCAAAUUCCCAUGCCCCAAGGUUUGACGGUCUCUGUGCACCCGGCCGAGGACAUGCCCAAGUCGGAAUCCGCUUCGUUCAACAUGGAUAGCGCGCCUUCUUCCCGUGGUCCUACACCCGAGGCCAGGCAACCCACGCUUCCAAACGUUAGCCUGGCGGAUGAGCCUCGAUCUCUGUAUACGACAGGGCAGUCGAGUAGGUAG